Penicillium verhagenii is the source of this 3225-nucleotide messenger RNA. Its product is annotated as putative importin 11. NCBI's taxonomy places the organism in Eukaryota, Fungi, Ascomycota, Eurotiomycetes, Eurotiales, Aspergillaceae. Gene Ontology annotation, molecular function: small GTPase binding. Gene Ontology annotation, cellular component: cytosol; nuclear envelope. Bases 1 to 3225 code for a protein of 1074 amino acids. Gene Ontology annotation, biological process: protein import into nucleus. The record is from RefSeq and is a predicted model, not a curated record. The transcript has 6 exons.
AUGUCUCAGCUGAUAGAGGUGCCGGGCGAGGCAAGCCCAUUGAGCUACCAGAAUGUAGUCAAUACUUUGGUAAUGGCAUCUAGCUCAACUCAACAACAAGUUAAGACAGGUACCGAGCAGUUGCAGAACUGGCAGAGACAGGGAUCAUACCAUUCAAUGCUUCAGGAUGUAUUUUGCGAUCAUUCACUGCCGACCGAAGUCCGAUACCUUGCCAUUAUUCAGUUGAAAAACGGAAUCGAUAAAUACUGGCGAAAGACUGCGCCCAAGUGUGUUCCCCGACGGCCCACCCAACGCAUGAUCCGAAUAAAACCUACUGACACCCAUGGAAGUGCUCUCUUGAAGGACGAAAAGGAAAAAAUUAAGGCAACUGCUAUGCAGGCGGGUAUCGCCGAACCUUCCCGCCCACUGGCCCUCCAAAAUGCUUUGAUGAUCGCCAAGAUUCUCCGCUACGAAUUUCCUCAGGAUUGGCCCGACGCUAUGGCGACAAUUAUUGACUUCCUGCGAUCAUCCAUCCAACCUGGCGCCGACCCGAUCCAACUUCCCCGUACCCUCUUAAUCCUUCUCCAAACCAUAAAAGAACUGUCCACCGCGCGCCUACAAAGAACCCGAACCCAGCUCCAGUCCGUUUCUCCCGAACUAUUCCAUGUGCUGGGGAAUAUUUACGUGGAGAAAGUCAACACAUGGGUAUCCAUUUUGGAGCACGGGGGUGGUGACGAGGCGUCGCUACUGGAUGCGAUCGAACAAAGUUUAGUCUCAUUGAAGGUUCUCCGACGCCUGAUUAUUGCCGGGUUCGAGCACCCUGGUCGCGAUCAAGAGGUUCAGAAAUUUUGGACAUUGACUCACAACCAAUUCGUGAAGUUUCUUUCUUUCGUGAAUGAGUCUGGCAAGCUGCCGGAGCUCGUCGAAAUAGCCAUUCGGAAGCAUGUGCUCCAACUCUCUAAGCUCCACGUUGAAAUGGCCAAGACCCACGCAGCAUCCUUUGCACUCUUCACACACAGCAUUGAACUUGUCAAGACCUACUGGAGUUUGCUUCAGAAUCUCAGCGAGGUGUAUGUUAGCCUUGGUGCGGACGCUGAGACCGAAGGCCAAUCCCUUCCUGAGAAGACAGGCCUACGAGCCUUGCUUUUGAUCAGAGCGUGCGCGAAGAUGGCUUUCAACCCAGUACAUACGUUCAAAUAUCAGACCCCGGCAGACAAGGAGGAGAGGAAACAAGCUGUCGAGCGGAUCAAGACAGAACUAUUCACCGACAAAUUCGUCUUGGACACUAUGGAAUUGCUUGUUACGCAAUUCUUUAGGUUCCGGAACAUUGAUUUCGAGGAAUGGGAAGCGGAACCUGAGCAGUGGGAAAAGCGGGAGGAAACUAGCAGUGAGGCUUGGGAGUUCUCCAUCCGCUCGUGCUCCGAGAAAUUGUUCCUUGACCUCGUCAUCCACUUCAAGAGCUUACUGGUUGGUCGAUUGCUUGACGUGUUCCAUUCUUUUGCUCGCACCGAUAACCGCAAUGUGAUUCUGAAAGACUCAUUGUAUUCCGCCGUCGGCUUAGCUGCGGCCAGUCUUGAGCAGUGUCUGGACUUCAAUACCUUCCUUGAAGGGACUGUUGUUCCUGAAGUCCAGAUUCAAGAUCCUGAGUACAGACUUCUGAGAAGACGAAUCCCCAUGGUACUUGGCCAAUGGGUGCCCAUUCAGUACGAGAAACUGAAUAUCGAUGCCAUCUACCAAGUCUUCCAGCAUUUGCUGAACAAGGAUGAUCCAUUAAAUGAUUUGGUGGUCCGCAUUACUGCCGGUCGACAGUUCCGCAAUAUCGUCGAACCCUUCGAGUUCACCUCAGCGGGCUUCAUCCCAUAUGCACCAGCCAUUCUAGGAAGUCUUAUGUCACUUGUCCAGGAAGCUGAAGUUUCUGAAACCAAGAUGGGUCUGUUGGAGACAGUACGAGUAGUCGUGGUGAACAUGGAAAGCAACAUUGCUCCCUUCUCAGACGCAAUCAUCUCGCUACUACCGCCGUUGUGGGAAGAAUCCGGAGAUGAACAUUUAAUGAAGCAAGCUAUUCUUACCCUCCUCUCCUCUUUGAUCCAUUCCCUCAAGCAAGAAUCUUCACGAUACCACUCGCUUAUUCUCCCGUUAAUUCAGGGAUCCGUCAAUCCUGAAUCUGAAACAUUCAUGUACCUCUUAGAUGAGGCACUAGAGCUAUGGGCUGCCAUCAUUAUGCAAACUCCUUCACCUGCCUCCCCUGAGAUUAUUGCUUUAAUGCCCUCCAUAUUCCCCCUCAUCGAGCAAGGAACAGACAGUGCCGCCCAGGCCCUCGGCAUCAUCGAAAACUACAUCCUCCUCGCUCCUCAGGAGGUCCUCCGUGAUGGUAUCCGAGACCCGCUCUUGAUCGCCCUGAAAGAAACUCUUUCCUACACAACAAAGAUGCGCACCGGAGUGGUUCCCCGCCUCGUCGAAAUGAUCAUUCGCGGAGCCGAAGCGGUCGACGGCGGCAGCGAGUCCACAUACAGCAUCAUCUCACGCUCUCUUCUCGAAACCUCAUUCCUCCCAUCCCUUCUCGAGGGUCUAUACACCGCCUACGAGGCUAGCCAAACCUCCGGCCCGAACCGAAAAGCAACAGAAGUAGUCGGCGUCAUCGAAACAGAUUACCUGGCUGUCCUCGCCCGACUCGCGCUGGGAAACCCUACCAUCUUCGCCUCUGCCGUCGCAGCCGCUACAAACUCCACCGAGGAGCAGAGCUUGAACUGGAUUCUCGAGGAAUGGUUCUCGCACUACGAUAACAUGGGCAGUGCGAACCAGAAGAAGGUGCAUGCUCUCGCUCUGACCCAGCUCCUUGCUCUCCAGGACCAAUCUGCCAACCCUUCUUCUGGCCCUGCGCCACCUCCCCCAUACAUCCUGAAACAUCUCCAGUCCUACCUGACUAUUUGGACCGACCUCAUCACCGAGUUAUCGGAGGGUGGCUCGGAUCCGAACUCCGAUUACCUUGUGUACUGGAGCGCGCCCAAGGGCUCUGAGACUGCGAACCCGGAGAACUCGGAGGAGUUCCAGACACCUGAGAAUCUUCGCCGUAACGAGUGGGAAUUAGCUGAUGCCGUCCACCGGUUCCCGAUCCGCGACUUUGUGCGCCAGCGUCUAGAGCAGGUCAUUCUUGCUUGUGGCGGCGCUCAGCGUUUCCAGGAGGAGUGGCUGGUUAAUGUUGAUGGAGAGGUUGUGUCUGCGUUCGGGGCUUUGGGACUGAUUUGA